AUGUCCUUCCAACUCACUGCCGGCAUCUGCGCCCAGCUCAACGACCCCUCCAAUGAAAACACUCCGGUCUUUGAGUCCCAGCCCACGCUCCAGCUUCUCUCCUUCAAGCAGGUCGGCCCCACAGGCGGUUCCGCAACAGACCGUUACCGCGUGAUCGUCUCGGAUGGAGAACACUUCCUCCAGUCCAUGCUCGCAACUCAACUCAACUACCUCGUGCAAGAAGAACAGAUUGCGAAGGGGGCGAUUGCGGUCAUCGAGAAGUUCACCGUGAAUUUCAUCCAGAACAGGCGCCUCCUGAUCAUCUUGGCUCUGCAAAUCAUUGAGAGAUCAUAUGACAAGAUCGGUAGCCCAAAGCCUCUCAAACCUGUUGGCGGCGAUGACGAUGGUGAAGGAGCCGCAGCACCCGCCGCCGCAACACCAGGACCUUCGUCAUCUACCGUUGUUGCCGCUGCCGCUCAACCCACCCGUCCGACCACGCAGGCCGCGCGUGGGGGCCGUGCAGCAUCCAUAUAUCCUAUUGAGAGUCUCAGUCCGUACCAAAACAACUGGACCAUCAAGGCCCGUGUCACCAAUAAAUCCGACAUCAGGACGUGGUCGAACCAGCGCGGUGAAGGCAAGCUGUUCAACAUGACUCUGAUGGACGAGAGUGGGGAGAUCAGAGCGACUGCGUUCAACGCUGCCGUCGACCAGUUCUACGACCGCAUUCAGGAGGGCAAGGUCUACACCAUCUCUAAGGCGAAGGUCAACCUCGCGAAGAGGAAGUUCUCGAAUGUGAACAACGAGUAUGAGCUGACGUUGGAGCGCAACACUGAGAUUGAAGAGGUUCACGAUGCGACAGACGUCCCCACUGUGAAGUUCACUUUCGUGACUAUCGAAGGGCUUCACGAGGUGCCCAAGGAUGCUACAUGCGAUAUCAUUGGUGUCGUCAAAGAUGUCGGUGAACUUUCCUCCAUCACGUCCAAGGCAACGAGCAGAGUGAUUCCUAAGCGCGAGCUCACGCUCGUUGAUCGCACAAACUACUCGGUCCGCUUAACGCUGUGGGGCAAACAGGCUGAACAGUAUGAUCAGACGGAUCAGCCCGUUAUUGCUUUCAAGGGUGUCAAAGUCGGAGAUUUCCAAGGUCGCUCCCUGUCCAUGGUCUCAUCGAGUACUAUGGUUGUGAACCCUGACAUCCCCGAAGCACAUCAUCUCCGAGGGUGGUUUGACGCCACGGGUUCUGAACAAACCUUCCAAGCACACACGAACACCAUGUCUUCUGGCGGAGGCGGAGUGGCGUUCGACCGUGCGGAGAUUCGCAAUCUCAAUGAUGUCAGGACCAGCGAACUCGGGAUGUCCGACAAACCUGAUGUGUUUUCGUCUCGCGCCACGGUUUCUCAUAUCAAGUCUGACAACAUUGCAUACCCGGCAUGCCCUACUACGGGCUGUGGAAAGAAAGUGAUUGAGAUGGGCGAUCAAUGGAGGUGCGAGAAGUGCGACAAGUCGUACCCACAGCCCGAGUAUAGGUAUAUGAUCGCUAUGGCCGUCGUCGACUACUCAGGUCAGGCGUGGUUCCAAGGUUUCAACGACGUCGGGCAGGCGCUCUUUGGGAUGACCGCGGACGAGCUUGUCGAGAUCAAGUCCCGCGACGACACCAAGUUCAACCAUGUCAUCGAAAAGGCCGCCGGGACGACCUUCAAUUUCGCGUGCAGGGCAAAGCAAGAUACCUACAACGACACCACACGCGUCCGCUAUGGCAUCUCGCGCAUCCAACCGCUGAACUACCGCGAGGAGGCCCAGUACUUGGCAAAUCUGUUAUGCACCUCCGAUUGGGGCGGUAGAUGA
This is a messenger RNA of Epithele typhae, 1821 nucleotides long. RefSeq names its product replication factor-a protein. The record is from RefSeq and is a predicted model, not a curated record. The transcript has 8 exons. Gene Ontology annotation, biological process: DNA replication; DNA recombination; DNA repair. Bases 1 to 1821 code for a protein of 606 amino acids. NCBI's taxonomy places the organism in Eukaryota, Fungi, Basidiomycota, Agaricomycetes, Polyporales, Epitheliaceae. Gene Ontology annotation, cellular component: nucleus. Gene Ontology annotation, molecular function: DNA binding.